Molecule: messenger RNA, 1449 nt
Organism: Papaver somniferum (opium poppy)
Lineage: Eukaryota; Viridiplantae; Streptophyta; Magnoliopsida; Ranunculales; Papaveraceae
Exons: 1
Coding region: 1-1449 (482 amino acids)
Molecular function (GO): RNA-DNA hybrid ribonuclease activity; nucleic acid binding
Source: RefSeq, a predicted model, not a curated record
AUGAAUCCUCUGAAAUGCGCUUUUGGUGUCUUUUCUGGAAAAUUCUUAGGUUUCCAAGUUACGGCGGCAGGAAUCAAAGUCGACCCAGACAAGAUGAAAGAUAUUACCGCCAUGCCUCCUCCACGCACCGUGAAAGAGCUUCAGAGCUUUAUGGGCAAGGUAAAUUACAUCCGAUGCUUCAUUCCUGGGUUAGCUCAACUCAUUGCUUCAUUCACCCCUCUACUGAAGAAAGGAGCGAGUUUCACAUGGACAAUUGUUCAACAAGAUGCCUUCGAAAAUAUACAACAAAUAUUAUUAUCACAUAUUGUCAUGAAAUCUCCAGUGCAAGGACGACCGUUAAUACUCUACACAGCCUCCGGAAAUGUUGCUAUUAGAGCUCUUCUUGCUCAAGAAGAUGAAAAAGGCGUCGAACAUCCGAUCUACUACUUCAGUCGUACAAUGAGAGAUGCUGAGCUACGAUACCCAAAAGCUGAAAGAACAUGCUUAGCAUUGGCUCACGCAAUCCAGAAAUUCAGAAAUUAUUUACUAGCCAACAGAGUUGUACUUGUUUCCAAGGCCAACCCUAUAAAGUUCUUACUAUCGAAGCCAGCCUUGAUAGGGAGACCAGCGAAGUGGCUACUGCAGAUGUCAGAAUUUUACAUAGCCCAUGUACCUCCCAAGGCGAUCAAAGUUCAAUCAGUUGCAGAUUUACUCGCUGCCUUUCUAGGAGAAGAUGUCACAAAGUUACAUGAAGACGUGCCCGGAGAAUUUCCAGAGAUCUUGAUUGUCAAAGAAGAAACGUGGCUCUUAUACUUUGAUGGAUCCGCCACCCCUAGCAACGACACUGGAGGAGCGGGCAUGGUACUGGUAUCUCCAUCUGGAGAAGUAUUCUCACACUCGUUCAAGUUGGAUUUCCACUACACCAAUAAUUCAGCAGAAUACGAAGCUUUCCUACUAGGAUUGUCUUUGGCCAAACAAGCAGGAGAAAUGCACCUCGAGAUAAGGGGGGAUUCGAAGAUGUUGGUCAACCAAAUGAAUGGAUUCUACCCUCUCAAAGAAAUAACUCUUGCUCCAUUCAGAACCGAAGCACAACGGCUACUGGCUCAUUUUGCUGAUGCAACAAUCGUCCAUACCGGUCGAACUAAUAACAGACAUGUUGAAUGCCUAGCAACUCUUGCCUCUAUGCUAAAAUUUAAAGGAGCGGAGAAAUCUAUCAUGGUGUUAAGACGUGCCAUAUCAUCUACCUGGCUUGCUCAAAUUGAAGAUGUUCAAGCAAACGACUGGCGAGCACCUAUUAUUCAUGAAUUCGGCAGUUCUCUUUCAGCAGGGAAAGUUAACCUCAAGGAACUAAAAAAUUACUUCUUGCUUCAUGGGGUGUUAUACUGUCGAAAUCCCGAUGUCUUGGAAACGAAGAGGCCAACGAGCAACUCAAACGUAUACAUGAAGAAAUCUGCGGACAGACGUUGGUAG